AUGACGCCUCGACUAACCCCCCUCUACGUUAUCCGUACCUCUGGCACACACACUACCGUGCUCCGCUCAGAUCCAUGGGACGGCCUGAGCAGGACUGCCGAGAUAAAGUGGCCACGGAAAAUUCCUACCAAGGGAAAGACAAGGGAGAUUUUGGGCAUUCUUAUACAACUCUCAGACGGUCGAUGGCAGUCGGCCGAUGCCAUUCUCAAGCCAGGAAAUAUGCUUAGCUCGCCCCCCCGAUUCAACAUUCCCAAUUACUCUCACUCGAUGCGCUGGAAACGUGUUGGGUCCACCUACUGGUGCACUACUUCCUCUGUCAAGGGUCCUAUCGCGAUAUUCUAUCCAGCAGUCGAAGGCGUACCCCCACGAAUCAAAGUGUUUGAAACACUACACGACAAAUACCAGUCUCAAUCAGUUGCCUCCCACAAUGGCGUUUCCAUUGUGCUACUCGACCAACUCAUUAUUACUGCUAUGCUUCUUGUGACUGACGUACAAGACUGGAUGCUCGUCCAGAAGUAUGAAGGGGCUGAUGAAGGGGCCCCGUCCAUUGCCCCGACUUCAAGCAGCUCAGAUCAGAUGGAUCCCCCCCAGUCCGCUCCCGCGUCUGCUUCUCAAUGGCGCAAAAUAUUAUAUGGCGAACCAAUAUUCCCCAAGCGCAGCCCCUCCAAUAUGCGCAGCGUGUCUACUACAGACUUAUCCAAACCUCUCCCAACGUCUUCAAAACAAAUGGCCAAGAUCGUAUAUGGCGACCCAUUGUUUCCUACUCUGACUGCCAGUCCGGCAGCCUCCUCUGUUUGGGAUUCAGACGACGAAAUCAACGACUAUGACGACCGUGUCUCUGUCAGGACCAGCGGCGGCGCGUUGCCUUCACCACUGUCGAGCCAUUUCCCAGCAAGGAUACACAGCCCGUCAACGGACUCGAUGUGUUACCCUGAUGGCCGUUCUCCGUCGCAUCCGUACAUGGAGGCAAGUGGGUAUUACGGGGAAGACAGCCUUUCUGUCCCUCCAGUGCCACAAAUACCAGCUCAUUUGCAAUAUGCUUCAUCUAACAGUCGGGGCACCACUCCGCCCGACUCAGCGCGCUCCAUGUCAAGGUCAAAUUCACGGUCUUUCAAAGAACUACCUCCGCCACCGAUAUCGCCUACCUCUCCGUUGACCCCGCUACGCGCUAAUCGGUCGCAGUCAACACCCCCCAGAGAAAUUCGCGCGAGUUCCUUUGAACGGAGACCAUCAGAACCGUUAUUUUUGAGUCCAAUGCAUCGCAGCUCGAGCUCCAGGUCCUCCAACCUAACCUCCAUUUCUUCGGCCAUGACUUCCUCGUCUGCACCCCCACCACUCCCUCCCUUACCACCAACUCCGACGCUGGCCCGAUCACAGUCGAUGAAACUCCGACAACUGCCACAGCCACCAACGCCAACCGAAUCGUCCAGCAGCAACAGCCCCUUUUCUACACGUGCGUCACGGAGAGUCUCAACCUAUAGCAUGCGAUCGCAAUCGAGCGUCAGUUCUGCAAGAGCGCUGCCGAUCCCACCUGGCCACCAUAAUAACCCGCCUCCGUUACCGCCGUUACCGAUACCAAGGAAAGACGAAAUGUGGCUGUAUCCAUGGGGAGAAGACCAGAGCAGUAGGACUGCACCUCCCUUUGCUGCUGGCGAAGCGCCGCCGCCAUAUGUGGAACGUCACUCACAAGCUAACUUGGCUUCAAUGUAUAUGGCUGAGCCAACUGCAGCGACAUCCUCCUCAUGA
Molecule: messenger RNA, 1746 nt
Organism: Mycena indigotica
Lineage: Eukaryota; Fungi; Basidiomycota; Agaricomycetes; Agaricales; Mycenaceae
Exons: 3
Coding region: 1-1746 (581 amino acids)
Source: RefSeq, a predicted model, not a curated record